AUGAAAGUCCUUAUUUUUUUAAUCUUUUUUCAAUAUAUUUUUAACUCAAAUACUCUUAUUAAAACGUCUAACGAUAUAUCUAAUGCAAAGAUAUAUACAAUUGACAAUCCAAAUAGUAUAAAUUCUGAAGUUACAGUCAAAAAUAUUAAAAUCGAAAAUAUUAAUGAAUCACUAAAAAAUAGUAAAAACAAAGGAUGCUGUAAUAACAUCAAUAAGGAUAAUGAAAAAAAAAAGGAAAAGACAGAGAAUAAUGAAAAUAAUAUAGAAAAUGAGAAAAGUAUAGAGGAAGCAAAAGGUUCAGAAAAUAACCAAAAAGAAGAGCAAGAACAGGAGCUUGAGGAAUAUCAGGAUUUAGAAAUAGAACAGGAAGAAGAAAAAUAUAAUGAAAGCCAAAACAAUGAUUUAGAAGAAGAAGAAAAAUAUAAUGAAAGCCAAAACAAUGAUUUAGAAGAAGAAGAAGAAAAUAAUGAAAACAAAAACAAUGAUUUAGAAAAAGAAGAAGAAGAAGAAAAUAGUGAAAACAAAAACAAUGACUUAGAACAAGAUCAAAAGCAAGAAAAUAGAGAAAAAGGCGGUGGAAAUCAGCAAAAACAAGAGGAAAGAGAACAAAAUCGUAUAGAAAGAAAAGAAUUAGAAAGAAGAGAGAUGGAAAAAAAAGAGAAAGAAAGAAGAGAAAAAGAAAAAGAAAGAGAAAGAGAAAAAGAAAUAGAAAGAGAAAAAGAAAGAGAAAGAGAAAAAGAAAGAGAAAGAGAAAAAGAAAGAGAAAGAGAAAGAGAAAGAGAAAAAGAAAGAGAAAGAGAAAGAGAAAGAGAAAAAGAAAGAGAAAGAGAAAGAGAAAAAGAAAGAGAAAGAGAAAGAGAAAAAGAAAGAGAAAGAGAAAGAGAGAAAAGAGAAAUAAAAAGAAAAAUAAGUGAAAUAAUAGAAAAAAAAAAAGAAAAAAACUUUAAUGAAAGCAUUAAAGCUUUUAAAAAUAAUAAAAACAUGAAUAACAACCUUAACAUAACAACAGAUGAAGAUAAUAAGAAUUUGGAUAAAUCCCGUAAAAAUAAUUUAAAUUUGAGUUGUAAUAAAACGAGUGAUACAUCAACUAAUAAAAUAAAACAUUUACUAGAAGAAAAAGAGGAAAAUAUUUCUAAUAAUAAUUUGAGGAUUAUAGAAAAUCAUGAUUAUGAUAGAAAUAAAAGAGAAAAAGUAGAUGAAGCCAUAUCCAAUGAUGAAAAUAAUAAUAAUUUUACAAUGAAUAAUGACUUAAUAUAUGAAGAACGAAAGCAAAAAAUAUUAUUAAUUCACGUUUUAAAGAAUAUAAAAGAUCUUUUAGAUAGACAAAGAGAAAACUUUUACAAUUUUUUAUCAUUUUUAAGUGAAAAUUAUGCAAGUUAUGAAAAUUUGUAUUCAAAUAAGAAAAAUGUGAAUUAUAUUGACAAAUUACUUAACAAAAGAAGACGAAGAAAAAAAAAAAGAAAUUUUACAGCAUCAUCUUUUUUAAGCAUAAAGGAUUCGUUGCAUCAUCUAGAAAGUAUAAAUAAUACUUUUAUAAAAAAUAAUAAUGAAGAAAAUAAUUCAAAUACAAAACCUGAAAACAUAAAUAUAAAAUAUGAAGAAGAAAAAAAAGAAAAUGGUGAUAAUAAAAAAGAAUCUGAAAAUAUCAAUCAAUUAAAAAAUACAUUAGAUAAAAUGAUAGAGUCGAAUGACAUUAGCGAUAAACAAAAAGAUUAUAUAUUAUUAAUAAAAAAUAUAUUAGAUAUAGAAGAUAAUAUAUUAAAUAAAGAAAAAAUACAAUAUAAUAUAAAUCAACAGAUUAUUUCUAUAUUAAAUGAGAAAUCAAAUAACCUAAAAGAUAUUGCUCUAAAAUUAAGUAAUGAAAAUAAAGAACUUCAAAAUUCACAACGCGUUGAUUUAGCUCAAAACAUUGUUUCAAAUUUAUUAAACAUUUCAGUUGAAUUAAAAAAUACAGGUAAUAUUGUUUAUAAUAAUAUUCAAGGUCAAGGUGAACUUCUUCAAAAUAUAGAAAAAAGUAUAAAUGAAACACAAAGAGAUCUUCAAAAUACCCAUGUUUUCACAUCAAAAAAUAAUACAAGUAGAUCUAAUAGUAAUGAAAAUGAAAAUAAAGUAAAGGAAUUAAAAAAAAUAAACGAAAUGAAAGAAUAUCAAAAUAAUUGUAAUAAUAAAAAUAAAAACAACAACAUAAAUGAUAAUUUUAAUUCAUUAAGUUUACAAAAUUAUAAUUCUUCAGAAAGUCUCAUUCAAACUAAAAACUAUUAUAAAAAAUUUAAAGUUGAUGAAUCAAUGAAAAAAUAUUUUUUUAACAGAUUUAUUAAAGAAGCAGUAAUGUUAAAAAAAUUAUAUAGAAUGCUGUAUGAUAUUUUUUAG
Plasmodium relictum is the source of this 2370-nucleotide messenger RNA. It is a transcript of the gene RALP1, whose product is annotated as rhoptry-associated leucine zipper-like protein 1, putative. The coding region runs from base 1 to 2370 and encodes 789 amino acids. Lineage: Eukaryota; Apicomplexa; Aconoidasida; Haemosporida; Plasmodiidae. The transcript has a single exon. The record is from RefSeq and is a predicted model, not a curated record.